Felis catus (domestic cat) is the source of this 2563-nucleotide messenger RNA. RefSeq names its product guanylate cyclase soluble subunit beta-2-like. The record is from RefSeq and is a predicted model, not a curated record. The transcript has 10 exons. Gene Ontology annotation, molecular function: guanylate cyclase activity. Gene Ontology annotation, biological process: response to oxygen levels; cGMP biosynthetic process. Gene Ontology annotation, cellular component: guanylate cyclase complex, soluble. The coding region runs from base 1 to 1620 and encodes 539 amino acids. NCBI's taxonomy places the organism in Eukaryota, Metazoa, Chordata, Mammalia, Carnivora, Felidae.
AUGUACAACUUAAACCUCUACCUGUGUCCUUCUGCUGCAGGUAUCAUUGAGGCUGUGGCCAAAGACUUCUUUGACAUUGAUGUGACCAUGGAUAUCCUCAGCAUGAAUAAGGAAGAGGAGAGGACAGGAAAGAAAGAGCAUGUUGUGUUUCUGGUUGUACAGAAGUCUCACAGCCAGAUGGGAAGGGCAAAGCCAAACAGGUUAAAAGGCAACCAGGAUAUCCAGAGGGACCAAGAGCUGAGGGUCAAGCAAGCCGGAGUGAAUAUUCAGAAGUAUGUCCCAGGACUCCAAAACCAGAAGAUUCGAUUGGAUGAGUAUUUCUCCAUCAUUCAUCCCCAAGUUACCUUCGACAUUUUCAGCAUCUGCAAAUUUAUCAACAGUCAAUUUGUCCUGAAGGUCCGAAGAGAAAGGAUGCCUGAGGCAUGGAAAAGCCAGCCCGCACUCAAACUGCGAGGCCAGAUGAUCUGGAUGGAGUCCGCGCGGUGCAUGAUAUACCUGUGCUCCCCGAAGCUCCGCAGCCUACGAGAGCUGGAGGCGCACCGGAUGCACCUGUCUGACAUCGCCCCCCACGACACCACCAGGGACCUCAUCCUCCUGAACCAGCAGCGGCUGGCAGAGAUUGAGCUGUCCAACCAGCUGGAGAGGAAGAAGGAGGAGCUGCGGGUCCUCUCCCAGCACUUGGCCAUAGAAAAGAAGAAAACCGAGACCUUGCUUUAUGCCAUGCUGCCGGAACAUGUGGCCAACCAGCUGAAGGAGGGCAAAAAGGUCGCUGCGGGAGAAUUUAAAACCUGCACCAUUCUCUUCAGUGACGUGGUGACAUUUACUAACAUCUGUGCUGCCUGCCAACCUAUCCAGAUAGUGACCAUGCUGAAUUCCAUGUAUUCCAAGUUUGACAGAUUAACCAGUGUCCACGAGGUCUACAAAGUGGAAACUAUAGGAGAUGCCUACAUGGUGGUAGGGGGCGUACCGGUGCCCAUUGGAAGUCAUGCUCAAAGAGUGGCUAACUUUGCUCUGGGGAUGAGAAUUUCUGCAAAAGAAGUGAUGAAUCCUGUUACUGGAGAGCCCAUCCAGAUCAGAGUGGGGAUCCACACGGGACCAGUCUUAGCAGGUGUGGUGGGAGACAAGAUGCCGCGGUACUGUUUGUUCGGUGACACUGUGAACACGGCUUCUAGGAUGGAGAGUCACGGGCUUCCCAAUAAAGUGCACCUCAGCCCCACGGCCUACAGAGCUCUGGAGAAUGAAGGGUUUGAAAUAGUUGAGAGGGGCGAAAUCGAAGUGAAAGGGAAAGGGAAAAUGACCACCUACUUUCUGAUCCGGAACCUGCAUGCCUCGGAGGACGAGAUCAUGGGCAGACCUCACAGCCGGCUUGAUCGCAAGGAAGCAAGUACUCAAGGACGUCAAGACAGAGCAGCUGUUGCCAUCAUGCAGUACAAGGACAGUAGGCAGCUGUCCCUGAAGAGUGACACAGCAGAUGCUUCUGAUGAAAUGACACCUGAAGGGAGUUCAGAGGCAGGACAGGACUCCGUGGAGGCAGCUGACAGACAGCGGUCUUCAGAUCAGACAGAGACACCUCGCUUUCCUAAUGACGUUCUGCCGUCUGGUUUCUGUGCUCUGUUGUAACAGAGGGGAAACGAACGCCUGGGCUUAAUUUUUCCCCAACUUAGUUUUAUGGAGACAAAGGAAAGUAACUUCUUUUCAUUUCUCACUUCAGAACGUCUUAAGCUGCGUCUCUUCCUCAUUGUCCCUUUGAGAAUAGAAGUCUAGAAACGAAACCCAAUCCUGACAGGUUUGGAAAGUGUCUUUUACAUUCUCAGUUCGAAGCCAACCGCCCCCCCCCCCCCGCCAACUUUGAGACUGCGUCUUGUUUGCUCCCACAGAUGAGAAGUUCAGCUGAGGGGCCCCUUUCUGUUUUCUUCUAACCGGGGCGAAUGGCUUCCAUGCUCUCAUUGCUGGGGUUCCGCUGAAUCUUUGCCUCUGAGCAAAAGCCCCAGUGGCCAGCUUCAGAGGACACCCUGACCUCUGAGCGCGUUGUGUGCAAUGUCUUGCUUUAAAUGAUGGUGGGAGGGAAGGGGAGGAAGAGGCGGAGGCAAGAGACCCAGACCCCGCAGUUUAUAAAUCACCCCAUAACACAGCCGGGACGUGAAAGGCACUCGGCCAGGGGUUGUGAAAGGAAAUAAUUUUCAUUCCCAGCCCUGGGAAUUAUGUGAAGCAAUAGAACGAAAGCUGCAGUCCCCAGAGACUUUCUGAAAGUAGGAUGCAGGGGAAAAUGUGAAAAUCACAGGAAGGGCAGACUUAGGAAAGAUAGGGAAGCAGAGCAGAAUGAAGUCAGACACCCAGGCCCCUUGGCCAGCCACCUUCACGACACAGAAGGCCCCUCUACUACUCGUCGCUGCGGGCAUGGAAACACCUUCUGCCGCAGAGAGCGCCGGAGAUGUUCUCAGAGGCGUGGGCCCGGGCAGGGGGGAGGCAGAGAUGUGGUCUUCGGACUAUGCAUCUGCGUUUGGGGAUGGCCAGAAACUUGGCACGUAUGUUUUACCUAGAUAAUAAAGAAAAUCUGAGGGCA